AUGGAUGAUGACUAUCAAAGGAUGAAAUCCUUGGACAUCGGCGCUUGUCCUAAUCCGAACCCUCGCGUCACUGGUUUUACAGACUCGGAAGAUACUUGUGGCGUCUGGCACAUAAACAUUGGGGCGCGUAAGAGGAAGGUGUUUCUUCUGUCAAUGGGCCUUGAUGACAUGGUUGGGGCUAUGAACUGUCCUGAUUUUUCGCUGUUGGCUAACCCUACUCUCCUUGAGCCCUUGGGUCCCUCAAAGCUUCAAGUCGAGCUGCCCCUGUUAGGCCGCAACUCGGUCUUGGUUCUCUAUUGGCUCAUGCACAAGUGUGCUUCUUAA
Puccinia graminis f. sp. tritici CRL 75-36-700-3 is the source of this 324-nucleotide messenger RNA. RefSeq lists its product as uncharacterized. Bases 1 to 324 code for a protein of 107 amino acids. The record is from RefSeq and is a predicted model, not a curated record. The transcript is spliced from 3 exons. Lineage: Eukaryota; Fungi; Basidiomycota; Pucciniomycetes; Pucciniales; Pucciniaceae.